Hipposideros armiger (great roundleaf bat) is the source of this 4573-nucleotide messenger RNA. RefSeq names its product solute carrier family 1 member 4 (gene SLC1A4). The coding region runs from base 284 to 1882 and encodes 532 amino acids. The record is from RefSeq and is a predicted model, not a curated record. Gene Ontology annotation, molecular function: L-alanine transmembrane transporter activity; L-threonine transmembrane transporter activity; L-aspartate transmembrane transporter activity. Lineage: Eukaryota; Metazoa; Chordata; Mammalia; Chiroptera; Hipposideridae. Gene Ontology annotation, biological process: L-glutamate transmembrane transport; L-serine transport. The transcript has 8 exons. Gene Ontology annotation, cellular component: plasma membrane.
GGCCCAGGCCGGUCCCUUCUUCCCCAGCGUCCUCCCUAGCGGCUCCCGCGUUUCAUCAUCUCCAGCCCGCGGCCGCUGGGCGCGGCGCGAUCCACUUAGCCCGGGGCUCCAGCCGUUCUCCAGCGCCUCUCCUGGCCUUCUCCGCACCUAGGCCGGGAGUUUCCCGUGGGCCGGCUCCCAGAACCCGCGGGGCACAGCUGGGGGACCUCGCCAGCUACGCCUGAGCCAUUCAUUGAGAGCCCAAGUCCUCCGCCUCCUUCUGUUCAGAGCCGCAGGUAGCGCCAUGGAAAAGAGCGGCGAGACCAACGGCUACCUAGACAGCGCCCAGGCCGGGCCUGCGGCGGGACCUGGCGCGCCCGUGACCGCAGCUGGACGCGCGCGGCGGUGCGCAGGCUUUCUGCGGCGCCACGCGCUGGUGCUGCUGACGGUGUCUGGGGUGGUGGCGGGCGCCGGCCUGGGCGCGGCGCUUCGCGGGCUCCAGCUUAACCGCACGCAGAUCACCUAUUUGGCCUUCCCCGGCGAGAUGCUGCUCCGCAUGCUGCGCAUGAUCAUCCUGCCGCUGGUGGUCUGCAGUCUGGUGUCGGGCGCCGCCUCCCUCGACGCCAGUUCUCUCGGGCGCCUGGGCGGCAUCGCUAUCGCCUACUUUGGCCUUACCACGCUAGGCGCCUCGGCUCUCGCUGUUGCUCUGGCGUUCAUCAUCAAGCCUGGGUCUGGCGCUCAGACCCUUCAGUCCAGCGACCUGGGGCUGGAGGAAUCGGGCCCUCCUCCGGUCCCCAAAGAGACAGUGGAUUCUUUCCUUGACCUGACCAGAAACCUGUUUCCCUCAAAUCUUGUGGUUGCAGCUUUUCGAACGUAUGCAACUGAUUAUAGAGAGGUGAUCCACAACACAAGCACUGGAAACGUAACCCGUGAAAAGAUCCCCAUUGGCACUGAGAUCGAAGGGAUGAACAUUUUAGGAUUGGUCCUUUUUGCCCUGGUGUUAGGAGUGGCCCUAAAGAAAAUAGGCUCUGAAGGAGAAGAGCUCAUUCGUUUCUUCAAUGCCUUCAAUGAGGCAACGAUGGUUCUUGUGUCGUGGAUUAUGUGGUACGUACCUGUGGGCAUCACGUUCCUGGUUGGAAGCAAGAUUGUGGAAAUGAAGGACAUCAUCGUGCUCGUGACCAGCCUUGGGAAAUAUAUCUUCACAUCUAUAUUGGGCCAUUUUAUUCAUGGAGGAAUUGUCCUGCCACUUACAUAUUUUGUUUUCACACGAAAAAACCCGUUCAGGUUCCUCCUGGGCCUCCUCACACCAUUUGCAACAGCAUUUGCCACCUGCUCUAGCUCAGCAACCCUUCCCUCUAUGAUAAAGUGCAUUGAAGAGAACAAUGGUGUAGACAAGAGGAUCAGCAGGUUCAUUCUCCCCAUCGGGGCCACUGUGAACAUGGACGGAGCAGCCAUCUUCCAGUGUGUGGCUGCGGUGUUCAUUGCCCAGCUCAACAAUGUAGAGCUGAGAGCAGGACAGAUUUUCACCAUUCUAGUGACGGCCACAGCAUCCAGUGUUGGAGCAGCAGGCGUGCCAGCUGGAGGGGUCCUCACCAUCGCCAUCAUCCUGGAGGCCAUUGGGCUGCCCACUCAUGACCUCUCUCUGAUUCUGGCUGUGGACUGGAUUGUGGACCGUACCACCACCGUGGUGAACGUGGAAGGGGACGCCCUGGGUGCAGGCAUUCUUCACUACCUGAAUCAGAAGGCGAUGAAGAAGGGGGAGCAGGAACUGAGCGAGGUGAAAGUGGAAGCCAUCCCCAACUACAAGUCGGAGGAGGAGACGUCCCCUCUGGUGACACACCAGAACCCCACUGGCCCUGCGGCCAGCACCCCAGAACUGGAGUCCAAGGAGUCAGUUCUGUGAUGGGGCUGGGCUUCAGGCUUGCUGCCGAUGGUGGUGCCCCGCCACUGCCACUGCCACCAGGCACUGCUCUCACUGACUUUAGCCUCCCGGGCAAUACUUUGGCCCAAUCACCAGUUUGAGGGUCACUUCUCGGCACAGGCAUUGGGCUUCCCAGCGAGAACUGUUUAUGGAGGACCAGGACACCCUGACAUUUAGCUUGAUCCACAUCCAGGUGCAACUAUGUGUGCACCAGGCUCCGUUUGAAACAUGCCCUUGAGGGGCUAGGCUCUGGGAAACAACAGGUUCAUGGGGACCUGGUGGUUAAGGCUUGGAAAAAUGCAGAUGGACUCUUCAUUGCACCCAGUCAGUCACUCUACAUUGGGUGCUUUCCGGGCAAACCCAGGAGGCUUGCAGUCAUGUCACAUUGCCUUGUGAGCUGUAGUAAUUGGAAAAAUUCCCAAAUUCCUAGCCUUGGCUGGAAUUCACUGAGCUGGGAUUCUAGAUGUUAAGAGUUUGUACUACACCUAGGUGUGGCUGCCUCCUGGUUCACUGACUGCUAGUGGGCUGCAGGCUCUGCACACUGUCAAGUUAGAAGUACUCCAGAUGGUGUCAGCACUGCUGGGUUCUCUGGUCAGUGGCACUAAGUAAACAAUCUAAAUUCUGAGGUCAAAGAAAGGAGGGGGAGUCUAGCCUGCAGGGGAAAAGGAAGCAACCUAAUUAGGACAGGACACAUACACAAUUAUCCCCAUUCUCAUCCCAGGCUUGGGGAAGUUUACGGCACCUUGACCUGGGCAUCUGACAAUACUAUAGCUUUAUCCCCAUCUUCUCUGAUUUGGCAGCAGGCCAGAGUGGAGCCUUUUCUGGGGAGGUGUGAUGUGGUCAUCCCAUUCAGGACCCUGGUUAGAUUAUCACUCUCUUUUAAUUCAACUAGAGCCUCCCUAAAAUGCUGCUUUCUGGAGGCGGGAGGGGAAUGUACACACAACCCCCCCCCCCCCCGCAAAUCCUCCCAGUAACUGGGGUGGGCUGCCCCCAUUCCCAGGUCCCCAGAUGCCCUAGCUUCGGCUGAUUUCUGGGGACUGGGUUUCCCUUCCUGCCAGUACAUAAUAGUUUAUAAGCCAAAUGUCCACAUUCCUCCAGACGCCUGUUGGUUCAGUUUAAAUCAAGAUGAGGGCCUGUGUGGAGAAGACCAGUGUUGCCAGGGACAGGGAAGGCUUUUCAGGCACAAGACUGCUGUAGCACUGUGGCUGUUGGUGUGUAUCUGAAGUGUGACCUGCAGCGAGUCCUGGGGCCUCACUUCACCCCAUUUGUAAAAUGGGGCUGAUGUCACCUGCCUCUUUCCUACCUCAGAGGGAUUUGGUGAGGCAAACUGAGUGAAUCCAUGAAGACAAUCAUUUCACUUCUUGGAUAUCAAGUACUACCGUAACACCCCUAUGCUCUUAUUUUGUGCCUAAGUGGUACCUUUCUCCUCAUAGGCCUGGAUCUCCUGGUGAAGACAGCGCUUAUGGGCAGGGCUGUGUUCUCUGUGUGCAUUAGCCGCUUUCAUCACACCACUUGCUCUCUUUGUAGUAACUUGAUAGCAUCAAAGGCAGCCUCUUCCCGAUGUCCUUCAAAUGUUCAUGAAUGAACCAUCCCACCUCCCGUCGCAUUUCUGGGUACCAGACUUCCCUGAGACUCCCAGGCCCAGGCACCAUUUCUGCCACCCCACAGCAGGCCAUCAAAGCUCCCAAACGAUCAGCCUCGCUCAUUCCUUUGUUUUCCCUGUUGCUGUGGUUUUGCUGUCACCCAGGCCCUACAGAAGGGAACACACCAUCACGAUGUGUGUCCCAUUGCGGUGAGAAUGGAUGGACGGGACGGAAGCAGUCAAGCUCCUCCAUUGUAAAAUUAGGGGCCUGCGCCUGAGCAAAAGGAGUGGGGAAGAGCCGUGGGACACAGAGCUGACCCGGCCAGUGGGAAGGCCCAGCUCCCUCCCAAUUCUAUACCAGCUAAGCCACUCCCUUCUGUGAAGCCAGGAAUGACCAGGAACUGAGCUGAGAGAUGCCUGGAAACCUUUACCCUCUUGCUAGAGCUUGUUGCUAAUACCUUGAAUUUUUCAAAAGGGAAACAAUCACAUUGUUUGAUUCCAAACUGUAAAUGAGCAUUCACUACUUUUCAGGCUCUAGCACACUUCCUCUUUCCCUCUUCCACAUACAUAUGGCUGUGUAUGUACAUGCCUAUUCUGUGUGUGUAUGUAUUAUUGGUUUAGCUCCAAUCAAACAAGUUUGAGUUUAGAUAGAGGUGACCUAACUAUAAACUGUGUGUCUUCGGCAUCCUGAUUUUUACUGUUUUUAGUAGUGAAUUUCACAAAACGUGGAAAUGAGAGCUGGACAGUUAGACCCAGUGCCUGCACCUCUUCUAUCCUGGACCUGGAAAUGCAUCAAGGAGAGCGCUGUGGCCUGGAGAAGGAUUCUUCCAUGUAACAUCCUGAUGGUGGUAGCUCCCCUUCCUCUGGGAGGGAGAAGGUGCUGUUCUCUUCCUGUUUCUCAAUCCACAAAUGGAAUCAGACCCGGAGUGACCCAGCUGGGGAAAAUCCCACUUUCACAUUGUCUGAAGAUGUCCCCUCUUCUAACACAUUGUAAAAACUGUUCAAAUAUUGUUCGUCUGACUGUUUUGUAUGUGUGAGAUUUGCCUUAAACAUAGCCGUCCUCCAAAAUAAAUACAGUAUUUCUACUAGGA